AUGUUCGUUGGGAGACUCCGGCUCUUUGGGGAGUUUGUUUUUGGCUUCUUGCGUAUAGGGUUUGGUCAGAGUUCUCUAUGCCACGAAGAGCCUUCUGGAGACAUAGAGUCCGGUGAUAAUCACGACAACGGAAGCCAGGAGGCGCUGCCGGGCAGCCUGCUGCUUCUUCGUGGCGGACGCGACCUCUCUGAGUGGAGGGCAGCUUGGAUGCAGUUUAUCCAGUCUCAUCCAGUCUCACCCAGACUCACCCAGACUCCGGACUUCACGGCCUUCGCCCAGUCGGAGCGCCGCCGCCGCGGCCGCCGCUACGGGCGGCUCCGAGCGGUCGAGGCAGGGGAGACCCGGGCGGAGGCGGUGCCGAAGUGGCUCGUCGCAUCUGCAGACUGGGGUGAGGAAGGGCCGGCGCAGCAGGAAGAGUCUGUGGACAGCUCGGAAGAAUACGAGCUGAAUUCCUUCGAAGAGCCUCAGAGACAAGGGAGAGCUUUGUACAAGCCUGGGCCCGAUGAUGAGUUCUCCUUCAUCGGCAUCUCUCACUGCUGGGAGUCUAGGGAGCAUCCUGACCCUUUCGGCUAUCAGCUCAAAACCAUAGUGGACGCGUGGCACUACUGGAGAGAGGCCGAUCCCGAGACGUACAGAGAUGCCAACAACACCUACUUCUUCAUUGAUUACAUGAGCUUGCCACAGUUUAAAAGAAGUGCAGAAGAGCAGACGUGCUUCCAGCGCGCGAUGAAAAAUAUGCACAUGUUCUAUGCGAACAGUAGCGCCUUUUUUUGCAAGAGCGUGUGGCGCUUGGAAGACUUGACGCCUGCAGGUGUGAAGAGACAGCAGAUCCGCAGCGGGCGGACCAUUCCGGUCUACAUCCUGGCUGAAGGGAAGGUGGUCGAAGUCCCCCUCAAGCGCUUGAAGCGCAGCAUUGGUGGCAAAUGCAGCUCGUCUUGCGACGAAAACUGUCGCAAUUUGCACGCUAAUGACAUCGUUUACCUCGGCCGGGGCUGGUGCAGGGCCGAAUUUGAAUGGGCCAAGCCCUACACCGUCGACAUUUCGCGGCGGGGCGUGUGCCUGCGCCGCUGCUCGGCCGAGUAUGACGCGCUUUUUCACCGGCUCUCGCUGCCCUGGACGCCUGAGGCGUUCCAGAGAAGUGUAGCCACCCGCGCCCUGAAAUUCACUCACCGCGGUGACAUCGACCCGGUGCUCGAAUUGCAACGCACGGUGUUCCAGCAGAAAGUGGCGACUCUGGAGAAUUUCAGAUGCGCUUGGCUUCCGUGCCACGAAGUCCACGACUUGGUGGAGCUUGUGCCGCUCCUGCAGGCGGUGCAAUUCUUCCAGCUAGUCGCCGCCCAUGUCGCCGACUCCCAGCAGAUGGCUCUGGCGACCGCCUUGGGGACUCGCCAAACACUGCAGACGGUGGCGAUCAACUGCAUCCAGCUGAGCCCCGGCGCGGCGCAAGUCCUGGCGGCGGUGCCACGGCUCCACACGCUGGGGCUGAUCGACUGCGGCCUGGGCGACGCCGGCGCCGGCGCCGUGGCGAACGCCCUGGCGCAGCACCCGACGCUCCGAGAGGUGCAGCUGCAAAUCAACGCCAUCGGCAGUCGCGGCGCGACGGCCUUGGCGAAGGCCUUGGUGACCAACAACGUCUUGGAGAAGCUCAACUUGCAGUACAACAAGAUCCGCUCGCGCGGCGCAGUGGCUUUGGCCGAGGCUUUGCGAAGCAACGACACCCUGAGAUGCUUGAUGUUUCGAUUCAACCCGAUCGGCGCCCAGGGCGUCCGAGCUCUGAGACGUAUUGCAGAGAGGAUCGCGGUGGCCCACGAAGGGUUGGAGAGAAAUGCAGACGCUUCCUGGUGCGGAUGGAUGUGCUGCAUCCUGAUUCGGGUCUUCUGGUGGAUCUGCUUCAUCAUGAUUGUCCUUCCAAUGAGAUGCUUCAGUUGGCGGCAGAGGGCCAUCGCCUGCAUCAGCGCCCGGGGGAAACCUGCCCAACCUGAGAAGAUGAAAAAGCCAGUGGACGUGGAAGAACCUGAUGCCAUUAGCUGCAGAGUGGAGCCCAAAUCACCAAAUGAAGCUGAGGAGAUUAGAGAAUGCAGGCUUGCGCUUUGA
Messenger RNA from Durusdinium trenchii, 2094 nucleotides. NCBI's taxonomy places the organism in Eukaryota, Dinophyceae, Suessiales, Symbiodiniaceae. The record is from the annotation of a GenBank genome assembly.